Jaminaea rosea is the source of this 2910-nucleotide messenger RNA. RefSeq lists its product as hypothetical. The transcript has a single exon. Bases 242 to 2734 code for a protein of 830 amino acids. Gene Ontology annotation, molecular function: protein binding. The record is from RefSeq and is a predicted model, not a curated record. NCBI's taxonomy places the organism in Eukaryota, Fungi, Basidiomycota, Exobasidiomycetes, Microstromatales.
CCUCGACCCGCCUUGGUCUCUUCUUGCCUUCUUACACCACAUCCAUUCGACUCGACAGCCACGACGACUUGAUAGAGAAACGGAUCCCUGCAGAGCGCAGCGCCCCCGAAUCGAUCCCCCUGGCGAGGCAAGGAGAUAGAUAGAUCAGCAUAGCAUAUACGCAGGAGAUCUCGACCUCAUCCUUCGCCGCGUCAAUCCUCUCACCUUUUACCUAUCAACUCACUGCGCUCAUUUUGUCGUCAUGUCACCCAACAUCGUACCCAAUGUCAUCCGCCCUACGUCCCCCUCUGGCGCCUGUCCCUUCGCCCUCCUCCCCCACGAGCUAAUGGCCCAAGUAUUCCUGCACCUCGACCCGCACACCCUCUACACCGCUGUGCGUCAGCUCAACCACCAAUGGAAGAUUACGGUAGAAGAACACGUCAUUCCUACUCUCUUCAGGACGAGACAGUGGCGCGUUGCGCUGCGCAUUCACAAGAGGCCAAGGAGAGUACAUCCGAAUAGCGUCCAAGGGGCCCAGGCCGCUGCCAUUGCUCAGCAGGCAAGCCGAGAUGGGGGCGAAAGUGACAAGGCAAGAGUACAGAGGGUGCUCAAUACCGAAGGAGCGUGGGAAGAUGAGCUUGCACCACCCAUACCUUCAGAAGAGGGCAACAACAUCACCGCCGAAACAAUCACCGAGUACCUACCCCUCACUCUAACAUCCCUCUCCCCUUCGACGAACACCUUCCACUUUACCACCUCACCCAACUGGUAUGCCCUCUACGAACUAGGCGUCGAGCCUCCUGGCAUCGACCCAAACUCAACCGCAGGCGACGUAUCGUUUCGACUCGACCUCAACUUCGGCCUCGCCUGGCGCUUCGAAGGCGAUGGCAAGGAGGAACAUCCGCAAAGGCCCGGCGGGUGGACCAGCCUCGAUAAGGAGAAUAGAUGGUUGAGCGAAUUCUGGUGCUCGACCUACGACUUAACGCCGCUACCACUCAGGAGGAGGAGUCACGAGGGAGGAGAGGGGGAGACGGUCAGACUCAAUGCUACCAAGUUGGCAAGGAGGAAGAGGGUGCCUGUAGAGGUACCUGCCAAGAAGGGUGAGAAGUCAAAGACCAACGGCAGCAGCAACAAGUUCACCUCGACUGAACUGGCAUGGGAUGACUCGCACAUCGAGUACCUACACCUCGACAUAGCGCUGGGGACGGAGUUUUUCGUGCGACGAUCGGCCCGCGCUAACCUGCUCAUGCGAGCGCUUGAGGCUGAGGCAGCACGGAGAGAGGAGGAGGACGAGCAACAGGCCGAAAGGGAGAGGGAGGCGGCAAAUGGUCUGAUGGCCGCACGCGGUGCAGGAAAGGUAUCAGCCUCACCUCAGCCGCCAACAGGACCAACAGGAGCGUGGGGCAAGCCCUUGCUGCAGAAGCCCAAAGCUACUAGGGCGGGAGGUGCACUCAGCCCGACACCAGCGCGAGCUACGGGUACAGGCACACCACCACGUCCAAAAUCAUCUGCCUCGUCCCACGGCAAAGCCAACAGCCCUCCCUCAGCUCUUAGUGCAUCAAACACGAGUGGCACGACCUCGCCGACGCCAUCCAAGUCGCACCCCGACCUCGCCCUGCUGAGCAAUUCCGCGGCCUCCUCAUACCUGUCCGGCCUUUCUCCUGCAGAGCAGCUUCAGCUAAUGGCGAAGAACAAAGCUGCAGCCAAGGUCGCGGGAAGGAGAGCCGCAUCUGGCUCAAGCACGGGCGGUUCCAGGGCAGGCAGUCGUGCUCCGAGCAGGGCAGGGAGCAGGGCAGCUUCUGCUGCUCCGAGCAGAGCAGGCUCAAGACCUCCUUCCAGGCCUGGGACACCGUCGGGCUCUGCACCUGCACUCUCAUUGUCGUCAAGCGGAGCGGCCUCUCCUUCUCUUGUGCCAGGUGGAACCUCGGCCCAUGCAUCAGGCCACUCCACGCCGCGGGACCGUGAUCUACCCUUCGCUCGCGCCCUAGCUUUAUCACAAAGCACCGCUUCUCCGUACACUGCUCGAGCUCUGAGCGGCUACGCGACGCCCAAUCCUGCCGCAGCUUCUGCACUCAACCCUUCCUCAGCGCUUCACCCGGCGCAGCUUACGGCUCGCCUCGGAGGGAGUGGAUACGCGCGCGGCGUAAGCUCAGAAAGAGGCAGUGGUGCUUCCACGCCAACGAAGGGCGAGGGAAACAGCUUUGCUCUCAGGGGCGGUGGAGGAGCACAACCCGGUGGAACGCCUUUUGCUCAGUUCAAAGGAAGACUGAGGUUGGGCGGCAAUGGGUUUGAAAGGCUGGGCGCCGAGCUGACUCGAAAGAGAACGAGCAAGAAAGAAAGCGAUGGCACGGGUAGGAGGAGAAGGGAGAGGAGCGAGACUAUGACUGCCGAAAGAUGGAACGCUUCGGCGGCAGGCGACGGCGUUGCUGCUCUGAGCUUGGGCAGCGAGUCAGAGGACGCCGCCUCCUCGUCCGACGAAGAGGUCCCGGCCGCCAACGGCCAUCCUCCCGAGGAAAAGGGUCUCGAUGGCAUAGCAGCGUCAGGCGAGCUCGGCUGGACGCGCGCUCCUGUGCCUUACGAAGGAGAGGGAAUGAUGCGCACCUGGCGUGAGGCCAAGCUCCUUGGCGCGGCGAAUGCGAACGGGCCGAAGAGACGAAGCUCGCUGCGUGCUGGAGCUGAGGAGCAGGAGAGUAGUGAUGAUGACGAGGGCGAGGUGAAAGGGGCGGUGGAGACGCAGUGGAUCUGGAGUCGAUGAUGUGCAGAUGUGCAUUGUUGUAGAAGAAGCACGGCUUGCUGAUGUUCUAGUUGACGGAGUGCUUCAUCUCCUCUUCUGUGCUCUCCAUCAAAUGCAGCCAACCUUUUACAUCUCGUUCUCCGCCUCAAUAUCUCACCCUAGCACUAUAAUACAUGACCCCAUCCUUUUCAUCCUUC